AUGCCCGUCUAUCAUGUUGCUCUCUUCAAGCUCAAACACGAUGCCGACCCUAAACAAAUUCAUCGGUGGCAGGCUCUUGCACACGCAAUGGUCGGCAAAGUUCCAGGUCUGAUAUCCCUUCAAGCUGGGUCGCCUCUUGAAUUCACAGCGCAUAUGGCAAAGGGGUUCGAUAUGGGGGUUGUGGUGUUAGUAGACUACUCUGAGAGUCUGGCCACCUUUUUUACGCAUCCCAGUCACGACGAAGUCCAUGAGCUAUACCAGCAAGUCUGCGAAGAUGGGAGCACAGUUGGAUAUGAUAUUGAGUUUUAG
Aspergillus puulaauensis is the source of this 309-nucleotide messenger RNA. RefSeq names its product Dabb family protein. The record is from RefSeq and is a predicted model, not a curated record. The transcript is spliced from 3 exons. Bases 1 to 309 code for a protein of 102 amino acids. Lineage: Eukaryota; Fungi; Ascomycota; Eurotiomycetes; Eurotiales; Aspergillaceae.